Molecule: messenger RNA, 1164 nt
Organism: Talaromyces atroroseus
Lineage: Eukaryota; Fungi; Ascomycota; Eurotiomycetes; Eurotiales; Trichocomaceae
Exons: 2
Coding region: 1-1164 (387 amino acids)
Biological process (GO): carbohydrate metabolic process
Source: RefSeq, a predicted model, not a curated record
AUGGCCGACAGCAUUAUCUCACGCGGCCAGGGCAUCGCAUCUGCAGAUCCGGAUCCCUCCGUCUACUUGCAGAUUGGAAUUGUGCAAAAAGCGCUGCUAGGACUACUAAGCUUGCCCAAGGUCUCACAUUGCGUUGGCCAAGAUUACCGAAACUAUGUACAGAAGGGUAGUGAUAGUAUCUUGGGGAAGUUGCUCAACGCAUCUCAAGAUACUUCGUACCCUUUAGAUCGGCUCUCACUUGGCCGGGGUUUGUUGAUGGAGUAUAUCGACAGUGACCAUAACCAGACCGUGGAUGCUGCAUUAGAUGCAUUGAAUGAGUCGAUUGAGCUGCAGAAGAGAAAUCAGUAUGGCGGACUGUGGUACUUCACUUACCCUAAUUGGAGCUACCUGGAUGGGAUGUUCUCAUACACUUCUUUCGCAUCCCUCUACACCUCCUUCUUCAACCCAUCUGACACGAAAAAUACGACAGAUCGCAUAAUUUAUCAAUUGGAUCUGCUCUGGUCGCAUUGUCGCGACAAUGCCACUGGCCUUCUAUUCCACGGGUAUGACGCGUCAAAAUCCGCCUCUUGGGCGGACCCCGUCACCGGGGCGAGUCCUGUUGUUUGGGGUCGGGCGCUUGGUUGGUACUUCAUGGCGCUGGUCGAUUGGCUUGAGAUGAACACGUUUCAGACACAGUCACUUCAAUGGGCCCAGGUUCAUUCGCGGUUUGUUGCUCUUGCAGAUGCGAUCGUUGAGGCGGCGGAUCCUGCCUCUGGGGCAUGGUGGCAGGUUCUAAACUUCUCGGGGCGAGAGGGGAAUUAUAUCGAGUCGAGUGGGAGUUCUAUGUUUGUUUAUGGCCUAUACAAGGGUGUAAGGCUCGGUUAUUUGUCUUCGGCAGCAGAAAGGCAUCGAGAAACGGCGAACAGGGCCUAUGAGUAUCUGGUUGAUACGUUUGUGGUGAAGAAUGACAAUGGAACUUUGGGCUGGAAUGGAACGGUGUCGGUGUGUAGUCUAAAUUCCCCGGCUACGUAUGAGGUAUUCUUUUCAAUGUCCUUUGGUAAUGUCGGUUUGGUUGCUAACGAGAAUGACCAGUACUACGUGACGCAACCGUUGCUGUUUAACAGUGUGCACGGGUCGGCAUCGUUUGUUCUUGCGAGCCUAGAGAACGAGAUGCAAGCAAUAUAA